Molecule: messenger RNA, 5161 nt
Organism: Strongylocentrotus purpuratus (purple sea urchin)
Lineage: Eukaryota; Metazoa; Echinodermata; Echinoidea; Camarodonta; Strongylocentrotidae
Product: striatin-interacting protein 1 homolog
Exons: 22
Coding region: 82-2496 (804 amino acids)
Biological process (GO): cytoskeleton organization
Cellular component (GO): cytosol
Source: RefSeq, a predicted model, not a curated record
UCGUCAUACGAUUAACAAACACAAAACACGAAACAGAACUGAGACUCAGAAGCAGGAAUGGUGGAAAAGCCGACCUGAGCUAUGGAAGUUCCGAUGACAAGCGGUCUAGCCGCCAAAAGGGGUGGUGGUUUGCCAAAACUACGAGAACUUCUUCGUCGACAAAGACGGGAUUCAGACGGCCAAAAUGAUACACCGGACUUGGAUUUUGAAUAUGAUGAUGCUCACAAAUAUAGCCAUGAAAUCGCAGAGUUAUAUAGUUACACUGAAGAACCAGAAUUUUCUUUGGGUCAGAAGUGUUUUGAAGAGGAUUUCCAUUCCUAUGUUGAUGAGAAAUGGAGUCAGCUUGAUGAGACGCGACAGGUGAUGCACAUCUUACAUCUACAGAAUAGCUUAGAAUGCGCCAAGAGGGAACAGAGAAUGAAAACAGCUAGAGCUGUUCUUUACCUUGCCCAAGGUGUAUUCAGUGAAUGUUCGUCGGAGGAGGACCAGGCUAAAUGGUGUCGUCACAACUGUUUUCUGCUCUACAGAUGUGGUAUCUUUACCACAUUUGUAGAGUUAUUGUGCAUGGAGGCAGAGAACUCCGUUGCAGCUUCAACUGCUCUUCGUAAGCCUGCUGUAUCAAUAGUUGACAGUACAGAUCUCAGGGUGGUACUGAGUGUUCUGUACAUCAUGGUUGAAACGCUUCGUACAGAGCGCCCUGAGGAUACAGAUGAAAUGAAGACACAGUUACACAAUUUCAAAGUAGAAAUAGGUCAAGCUGUAAAGGACGAUGAUUCCCUUUCUAUCAUCCUCUUCAAUAUGGUGACUAAGUUCUGCAGCGGCCAUGCUCCACAUUUCCCAAUAAAGAAGAUUCUCCUUCUUCUCUGGAAAGCUAUUCUGUUUUCCUUGGGUAGUCUGUCGGACUACUCACAGAUGAAACAGACAGCAAGAAAAGCAGCAGGUCUAGCUCCCGUUAGAGAAGAUACAAUGACUGUUGCUAAGACGAUGAGGGCGUCCUCUCCUCCGAUGGGAGCAGCUGAAGUCUUUGACCCCCAGCGCAGGUCAUCUAGACAAACUAGAAGGGGUUUGGUGAAACAGAAUGGAAUAGAUGAACCUAUGCCUGAGGAUCCAGCCGACCAGGAGAAAGAGGAUGGAAAUGGGAAAGAAGAUGGGAGUAAUGGAAGUGAUGAAGAUGAGGAUGGGAAUGGAAAACCACCUGAUACACCAAGAGAACCUAGAGUUCUACCAUGGACACCUAAAGUCAGACAAAGAGACCUUGAUAAUUUCUUGGAUCACACCAGGAACAAGUUUGUAGGCUAUCAAGUAUCAUGUGACACAACAACUCUUGCCGGCCUUCCCCAUCCCAUUCAUGAAGGGGUUCAGGUCCUGAAAAAACAUGUGUAUGUGUCACUGUCUGAAUUACAAGUCAAGAGAGAGGAGGAAAUCAACAAGAACCCCCUUUCCAAGGGAGAAGGAGAUUCUGCAUCAUCGUCUGUUGAAUCCCUCUACCAAUCCAUGCUACCUAAUCUACCCCAGUACAUGAUAUCGCUUCUAAAGAUCCUUCUUGCCGCAGCUCCUACUUCUAAAGCCAAGACUGAAUCUAUUAAUAUCUUGGCUGAUGUUCUACCUGAAGAGAUGCCAAUCACUGUUCUACAAAGCAUGAAGCUAGGAGUGGAUGUCAACAGACAUAAGGAGAUUAUUGUGAAGGCAAUAUCAGCUCUCUUACUCAUCCUUCUCAAGCAUUACAAGCUCAAUCAUGUCUAUCAGUUUGAAUUCAUGAGCCAGCACCUGGUGUUUGCUAAUUGCAUCCCCCUUGUGCUCAAGUUCUUCAAUCAAAACAUCCUCUCCUAUGUGGGAGCUAAGAACAGUAUUCAUGUGAUAAACUUCCCUUCAUGUGUCAUUGGUGAUCAAGCAGAGCUAACAGCAGAGAGUCUAGAAGCAGGAGACAGCCAGCCAUUCUGUUGGAGGAAUCUCUUCUCAUGUAUUAACCUGCUCAGAAUACUCAAUAAGCUCACCAAAUGGAAGCAUUCAAGAACCAUGAUGUUAGUAGUCUUCAAAUCAGCCCCAAUCUUGAAGCGCGCCCUGAAGGUCAAGCAAGCAAUGAUGCAGCUCUAUGUGUUGAAGCUCCUGAAAGUACAGACUAAAUACCUUGGUCGUCAAUGGAGGAAGAGUAACAUGAAGACCAUGUCAGCUAUUUAUCAGAAGGUUCGUCACAGACUCAAUGAUGACUGGGCAUAUGGCAAUGACAUGGAUGCCAGACCAUGGGACUUCCAAGCAGAGGAAUGUGCAUUAAGAGCAUGUGUGGACAGAUUCAACUCCAGACGAUACGAACACAACAACUCGUCAUGCUUACAUCCAGAGCUGGCUCCGGUUGAUAAUAACUUACAGAGUGUACUUAGUCAGAAGGUGGAGUUGAGUGAAGAGUUCCAACGGUACUAUGAGGUUUGGUUAGAUAGAGAGGUCUUCUCAACACAGAUCAACUGGGACCUGCUUCUUAGAGACCAGGUCUGCAUAUAGAUAUCAAAGAGCAGUUCCAUAGAGGGACCAGGUCAAUAGACCAGAUCAACUGGUACCUGCUUCUUAAAGACCAGGUCUGCAUAUAGAAAUCAAAGAGCAGUUCCAUAGAGGGAUCAGGUCUAUAGACCAGAUCAACUGGGAUCUGCUUCUCAGAGACCAGGUCUGCAUAUAGACCAGGUCUAUAGACUAUAGGCCAGGUUUGUAUGGAGAGACCACAGCAACUGGGACCUGCUUCUCAGAGACCAGGUCUGCAUAAAGAUAUCAAAGAGCAGUUCCAUAGAGGGACCAGGUCUAUAGACCAUAAGCCAGGUUUGUAUGGAGAGACCAGACCAACUGGGUCCGUUUGGAGAGACUAGUUCUGUAUGAUCUGUGUAUGGAGACUAGGCAUCGGGGCCCAUAUUCAUAAAACCUUAUUUAGUCUAGUUGGCAACUAAUUACAUAGGCUAUAGUACAUAGAUAGUUGACAACCAGGCUUAGUAAUAUUUUAUGAAUAUGGGCCCUGGUGUGUAUUUAGAGAUCAAAGAACAGGUCCUAACAUAAAGGCCAGAGACAAAAUAUGCAGAGACCCAAACCCAGAUAUAGGUCUUUCCGGACUAGACACACGAUCUGUUAUAUAGAGUUGUGUGCAGAGACCGGACUCCAGGUCUAUGUAGGGCCCAGCUGUGUAAUGCUACUGAUCAGGUGAUGGUGAUUCGUUGUGACAAUAUGACAGCAUUAGGGCACCCCUCCUCUAUCCUCCCCUAAAUAUUGGGGGGGGGGGGGGGAGGCAGGGGUUCAUCAUAGAAUAAAAAGUUUAGAUUUAAACAAUGUCUUUGCUUAAAUUACAAUUCGCCUUUUUGGACACGUAGCAAAAUCGUUUAAAAAAAGAUGAUAAUAAAAUAACAAAUAGUGCUUAUGAACCGCUUACCACCGAGUCUCUAAGCGGUAAGUGUUCCACGUGUUAAGUAUCUUAGCACAAGAUUGAAUAUCUUUUAGUUUUUAGAUCUAUUUAAGAACUCUAGGCCAUGUUAAAACUAGACUUAAAUACUAGUACUUGUAAAUACAAAUCUAAAUCUAAAUUACAAUUGGAGGUUAUGAUGUGCUUAUGUUUGGUUAAGCGUUUGAUUUUGAUUGUUCUUAACUAUUAUUCAAUGGAAAUUGAAAAGAUUUUAUAUUCUUAAAUACUGGAAAUUUGCAUUCUCGAGCAUUACAGAAUCUUACAGUGUUAUGAAGCAAUUUAAAUUUUUUAAAUUUUUUUAUUUGUAUCCAAUUAUUCAUAAUAUCCCGUGGGGACAAUACCAGCAGAAAAAAAAUAAAUCAGUCAUUAGUAAAAUCCUGUUAAAUUCUAAUGGUUCUUCUUCCCACAGACAUCUUUGCCAUACUACAUGUAUCUAUUCAUUUAUUAUAGCUUCACGUAAUGUUUUUAGUGAAACGAAGUUGCUUUUAACUGAUUAAUUAACAAUAUUUAUAUUGACCAAUGGGUAAAACAUAUUCCUCAUGGUCACAAGUAUUAAAUUCAAAUUUGUAGAUUUAUUCGGUUAUAUUUUAUUUUAUUUAUAUUGUUGCAAUUUAUUUUUAGUGUGCCAUCUAGUUGCAGCUUUCUAUGUCAGAGGGUCUUUUAUUGUUUGAAUGUAUUACUAGGAAGCAGGUUGAAUACAUGAAGCUGGGAUGAGUACAAGUUUGAAGAUGAGUGAAAUAAGUUUUAAAAGAUAAUCUGAAAAUCUAUUCUUUGUUGCAGUUUUAUGGGUGCAGAAUUAAGUUUGACUCAAAAGAACAGUGUGCUGUAAUUCCUUCUACUUGGUUUGAAGCAAAAUAUCUCAAACAGAAUAGAUACCAAAAGAUAGUGAUUGUUUUUUGUUUUCAGGACUUGCAUGAGUGUGAUACAAACAACACUAGUUCUUCUUCAUAUUUUAAUAGUUAAAUACAUCUGUGUAUCACCCUACAAAGACAUUCACUAUCUGUAUUUAGCCUUUUGUAUUGAUUAUGUGGUAAGUCCAAGCUAUUUUGUCCUGUAAGUUACCAACCACAUCCAAAAUGUUAGUGCAUCUGAACAUUGCAUUAGGUUUAGAGGUCUAUUAGACCUUCUACUCAGACCAAUAUAAAGUGACACAUUCAUUGUCAAGUAUAUGUUCAUAACUCCUCAACACUUGGUAACAUAUGGCACACCUAAUACAUUGGACUUGACUUACUGCAUGUAGUUCAUUCCAUAGCACAUUCAUAUCGUUUAUCAAAUCAUCCUUUGGCAAGAUAUUAACCUGCACUUGCUACUCUCCACCCAGGUGUUAAAUGGGUACUCGGUAGGAUGCGACCGUCAUUGUUGGUCAAACAGUUUUGAGCGUCAAGUAACGCCUGGCUGGAAUGCUCCCCAGGGACUGGAGAUUGUGCACACAGUGUGUGCGGGCAAGCACUGAAUCUAAUGACCGGGGUAAUAGUAUAUUUGUAAAGCGCUUAGAGACAUCUUGUAUUAAGUGCUAUAUAAAAAUUAAAUAUUAUUAUUAUCUAUUAUCUUGAACCUUCAUGGAUCCCAGUGUGUGCAAGGGUCCUUUUAAAUGUGUCACACAGGCACAAAACUUUGUGACAGUAUGGUGUAUGGCAUGGUCAUAUGGGCAGCUGCCAGUUUUUCUCGUUGGUUCUGUUGUCUUCAUUCAUAUAAUAGGAUACUAAAAAUUCUUACUUUACAAGAGGA